CAGUGUCGGAUACAAUCAACGGUUACUUGUUGUGUGUGGCUUUUUGUAUGUGAACGCUGUACGGAAAGCAGCAAUUUAGCAGCUGAAAACGGUCGAAAAAAGUAAGGCGGCUAAAAAAUAACAGCCGACCCGAAAUUAUACACACUGUGUGGUUGAUUAGUGAGUGAAGCAAGUGGAUCUUUUAUGUUUAACGAAUUGCAAAUAUUUUACGUCAUUUUUAUUAAAUUUUGGUUUAACGAAAAUAAAUUCACUUGAAUAACACACAAUAACGGGAAUACCAAAUUGAGUGUAUAAGAGUGUGCGUGAAAAAGUGCAGCGAGAAAUAAACGAAAAUGUGUACAAUUAGACUAAAGCAGCGCGCUUACUAACCAUAAAUCUAAAUAAUAUUAAAAAGAAAUUAAUCAAAAAUGCUUGCUUGCUACUAGCAAUAAUAACAACAAUACAGAUAUAAAAUUAAAAAAAGUUGUGCAAACCACAAUAUUGCACAAACUUUUUUUUAUAGCUUGCUGCGCAAGUUUGCGCAAAGAGCUUCAAAUACUUACAGUGCAUAAUUGUGCUUAACAAAAUGCAGUAAAAACAGAAAAGUGUUAAAAUUUAGUAUAAAAAACAUAAAAUUAAGCGAUAGCAACAAAAAGUGUUUAUGAAAAAAUCAAAAUUAACCAUAAUUACCAGUUAAAUGGCAGCUUAUGCGGUGCAACAACAAUAACACCGCAAUAACAACAACAAUAGUGCAACAGUGCUUCACUGUUGUUAGCGAGACAAUAAAAAGUGUGCAGCAGCAGCAACCAUUAAGUGCAAAGCUGGUUACUACAACAAUAACAAACAGCAACUAACAACAAUUCUUACUAAUGCAUUUAUAGGAGCAGUCUAGUGACAACAACGAGACAUUCUAUUACAGCAAAGCAGCAGAGCCAUCUUUAAAAACAACAACAACAGCUGCAGUAACUACGCAACAACAAAAUGUUUGCAAUGUGGAUAUACUUUUUAAUCGGACUCACAUUAUCCACACUAACCUCCUCACAGGCAGACGAAUCGCUCGAUACGCGAGAAAAUGCCGAUCUGACAUUGAAAUGUCGCUUCACAGAUCAUUACGAUGCUAAUGAUUUCACAUUCUAUUGGGCACGUUGGACCGCCAAUCCCGCGCAAUUUGAUAACGUGGCCAUACAUGAUGUCUCGCUGAAUUCGGGCUACAAACCCGAUUACCGUCCGAAGCACGGCAUUUACGAUUUGCAAAUUAAAAACGCUUCAUACAUUCGCGACAAUGGACGUUUCGAGUGUCGCAUUAAAGCGAAAGGUACGGGCGCCGAUGUCCAUCAAGAGUUUUACAAUUUAACCGUCCUCACACCACCGCAUCCACCCGUCAUUUCACCCGGUAAUGUGGCCAUUGCCACGGAGGAUGUAAAAAUGGAGCUGACGUGCAGCAGUAUUGGCGGUUCACCGGAUCCAACGAUAACUUGGUAUCGCGAGGGCACCAAUACGCCACUGCACGCCGUCGUACGUUCGGGCGGCUCAAAGGAUCAGCCAACAAAUGCAACAUUGACGCUGCAACCGCGUCGCGAAGACGAUGGCGGCAAAUACAAGUGUAUCGUACGAAAUCGUGCUAUGAACGAUGGUCAACGAUUGGAAGCGACCGCCACAUUGAAUGUUAACUAUUUUCCUCGCGUCGAUGUUGGUCCGGAAAAUCCACUUCGUGUGGAACGUGAUCGUACUGCCAAAUUGGAGUGUAAUGUCGAUGCUAAGCCCAAAGUGCCUAAUGUGCGUUGGACACGCGAUGGCCGCUUCAUUAGUUCCUCCCUAGUGCAUAGCAUACAGCGUGUUAGCACGCAAGAUGCUGGCAAAUAUACAUGCUCAGCAGAUAAUGGACUCGGCAAAUCGGGUGAGAGUGUACUCAUAUUGGACAUCUUAUAUCCGCCAACCGUCGUUAUUGAGUCGAAAACGCGUGAGGCCGAGGAAGGCGAGACAGUUAAUAUCCGUUGUAAUGUAACCUCAAAUCCGCCACCAAUUACCAUUGAAUGGUUAAAGGAGGGCUCGCCCGAAUUCCGUUACUCCGGCGAGGUGCUCACACUGUCAUCGGUACGUGCCGAACAUGCCGGCAGUUAUAUUUGUCGUGCUGUGAAUAUAAUGGAGUCAUACGGACAAGAACGUAGUGAGCGUGUUGGCAACUCAACCGUAGCUCUAUUGGUGCGACACCGGCCCGGUCAGGCAUUCAUAACACCGAACAAACCGAUUGUACAUGUGGGUAAUGGCGUUACAUUAACCUGUUCGGCUAAUCCACCCGGUUGGCCGGUGCCACAGUAUCGCUGGUUCCGCGACAUGGACGGCGAGUACUCGAGCACACAGAAAGUGCUGGCACAGGGACCACAAUAUUCGAUACCGAAAGCACAUCUCGGUAACGAAGGUAAAUACCAUUGUCAUGCCGUCAACGAAUUGGGUAAUGGUCAAAUAGCCACUAUAGUACUUGAGAUACAUCAGCCACCACAAUUUCUCGCCAAACUACAACAACACAUGACGCGCCGUGUCGCCGAUACCGAUUAUGCAGUCACCUGCAGCGCUAAGGGUAAGCCUGCACCCAGCAUACGCUGGUUAAAGGACGGUGUCGAAAUCCUGCCCGAACUCAACUUAUACGAAGUUAAGACGAAUCCCGAUCAGGGUCCCAACGGCAUGGUGACGGUGCAAAGCAUGCUGAAGUUCCGCGGCAAGGCACGUCCGAACGGCAAUCAGCUGGUGCCCGGCGAUCGUGGCCUGUACACUUGCCUCUACGAGAAUGAAGUGAACUCGGCGAAUUCGAGCAUGCAAUUGCGCAUCGAGCAUGAGCCGAUUGUCUUGCAUCAAUACAAUAAAGUCGCCUUCGACAUACGUGAAACUGCUGAGGUCGUAUGCAAAGUACAAGCAUAUCCCAAGCCCGAAUUUCAAUGGCAAUUCGGCAAUAAUCCCUCACCGCUGACAAUGUCCUCUGAUGGGCAUUAUGAAAUUAGCACGACCACAGAUAACAAUGAUAUCUACACUUCGGUGCUGCGCAUCAACUCGCUCACACAUGCUGAUUAUGGUGAAUACACUUGUCGUGUUGUGAACUCCUUGGAUACAAUACGUGCACCCAUACGCCUACAACAGAAGGGACCGCCAGAGAAGCCGACCAACACACGCGCCGUUGAUGUGGGACCCAAUUAUGUAACGCUCAGCUGGGAUCCCGGCUUCGAUGGUGGCCUAAGCAAUACGAAAUUCUUUGUCAGCUAUCGGCGUGUACCAAUGCCACGCGAAGAACAAUUGAUACCCGACUGUGCCACCAUAGCCACCAGCAAUACCGAUUGGCUGGAAUUCGAUUGCCAACAUGAUAAUCCCUGCAAGGUUACCUCACUGGAUCAACAUCAAAGCUAUGCCUUCAAGGUGAACGCACUCAACACGAAAGGCAACUCACCGUAUUCCAAUGAGAUUAUGACGACCACAAAGGUUAGCAAAAUCCCACCGCCACUACAUGUCACCUACGAUCCCAAUACACAUACAUUGGGCAUAAAUGUGGGCGCCACCUGUCUAUCGUUGGUGGCCAUAGUGGAGUCCAUGGUCAAUAUGGAUACACCGAUGGCGCAAUGGGAAGUUGUGGACACUGUGAAUUUACAACUCUCCGGCAAUGGGCCGACAUUUAAGGAGACCGUGAUUGAUCGCCAUAUACCGGCAUACCGCAGCGGCGGUGGACGUUCAUUGGGCCACAAUCACAUUGGCGGCCAUGAUGAUGGUGUUGGUGGCGGCGACGAAGAUGACGAUGAGGGUGUCGACAUGAAUAUGCUGGCGCUGGCCGAUGAUAAUAAACCGACGGUGCGUGUGAAACUAUGCCUGCGCUCAAAUCAGGAGCACUGCGGCAAGCACACAAAUGCGGAGAUUGGCCGCACAUACAUUGCGGAGGCUUCCGCCCUGGCCACACCCACACUGAUCGCCAUAAUCGUCUCGUGCAUUGUAUUCGCAUUAUUUGUCGGUUUAUUGUUGAUGUUCUGUCGCUGCAAACGCAAUCAGUCGAAAAAGAGCGCCGCCGCCAAGGAUUACGAAAUGGACUCGGUGCGACCAUCAAUUGUUGCCGCCCAACAAAGUCAGCCACCGCCACCAUAUUACCCGGCAAGUGGACUCGAUAACAAAGCACUCGAGCAUUCGAUGGAUCUUGCCUUGGGCAUGGAGGACCAAAAGAGUGCACUUUACGCAACACAAAAUGGCUAUAGCUAUCAUCCGGGUAGCGGUGUCAGUGUUGGUGUUGGUGUCGGUGGCGGCGUUGUUGGCGGCGGUGUCGGCAUGCAAGGCCUAACGGGACACACGUUGCCGGGAAAUGAAUGGGUCAACAUGGGCUACAUCGAGAACAAUUACUCGAAUUCGAACAAUGGCGGCAGCGUCAAUUCACAAGACUCGCUAUGGCAAGUGAAAAUGCCCGCCGCCACAGGCGGUCAACAAAGUAUGGUCGUACCAGCCACACACAACAACUAUGUUGAACAUCAGCCCACCUAUGGUUAUGAUCCACUGACGCACGGCGGUUAUGGCGCUGUCGAUGAUUAUGCCCCCUAUCCACAUUUGACGGCGACGCCAAGCCAACACGGUGAUGAAUAUCAUAAUUUACGUAAUAGCCAAAAUCCAUCCAGACAGGAUUACUGCAGCGAUCCAUAUGCCUCGGUGCAGAAGCCGAAGAAACGUGUUGAUCAGCAUUUAGAUUCACCAUAUCACGACGUAAGCGGCCUACCCAACCCCUAUAAUAUGGAGCAUAUGGAACAGGAUGAAGUGAUACCACCACAGCAGCACAUGUCACUGAGUUACGAUGACAGUUUCGAGGGUGAAUACUCGUCAACGCCCAAUUCACGGAAUCGUCGUGUUAUACGCGAAAUUAUCGUCUAAUAAAUAAACAUUAAACAUAGUAGAAAGUGAAAUAAACGGAAGCCGUUAUACAAUAGGUMUAAAUUACAACAUGUGAGGAGGCAGGGGAGAGACAUAUAGAGUGUGUGUGUGUUGUGUAAAAGUGCAAAACACGGGCAACUAAGUGAAAAAAAUUAAUUAAAAAAGUAAUGUCUCCGCGUGCAUAAAGGAACAAAACACCUGCACRCACACACACACACACAACMAAGCCAGAAAUAUUUAACGAAAUGUUUUAUAAAUUUUUAUGUGUUAUUUUUAAGAAAAUAAGUAAUAUACAUACAACAARGUGAACGAAA
Messenger RNA from Bactrocera latifrons, 5180 nucleotides. It is a transcript of the gene ed, whose product is annotated as muscle M-line assembly protein unc-89. Gene Ontology annotation, molecular function: cell adhesion molecule binding. The record is from RefSeq and is a predicted model, not a curated record. Gene Ontology annotation, cellular component: cell-cell junction. The transcript has 9 exons. Lineage: Eukaryota; Metazoa; Arthropoda; Insecta; Diptera; Tephritidae. Bases 961 to 4866 code for a protein of 1301 amino acids. Gene Ontology annotation, biological process: cell-cell adhesion.